This is a messenger RNA of Lachancea nothofagi CBS 11611, 1185 nucleotides long. The record is from the annotation of a GenBank genome assembly. Lineage: Eukaryota; Fungi; Ascomycota; Saccharomycetes; Saccharomycetales; Saccharomycetaceae.
AUGCUUAAGCUUGGUUAUAAGUCAUAUUUUAGUCGCUCGGUAGCACAGGUGGUUAAAUCUGCUGUUAAAGUGCCCAACGAAGCGCACCAAGGCUCCAGAGCAUCAAAUUUUGACAGAAACCUACCGAAGGAACGUAGAGUCAAAGCCUGGGAGAGAGCUGGAGAGGAUAAAGACUCUUGGUUCAAAAGGAAAUACGCGCAUGUUCACGCGAAAGAGAACAGACGAGAAGAGUCGCGGAAAAUACAAGAUGUUGAAAAGAGAGAAUCUAAAAGUCAGUACCAAGAUCAUAGGGCUAAGUUUGGGAAUCGUAAUAUGAUAUCUGGUCUCAGGCCGAAUCCGUUGAUGGAGUAUGUCUACGGAACCAACAGUGUAAUUUCCGCUCUACGAGCAGACAAAAGAGAGUACUUUUCCAGAAUUUUGUAUCAUGCUCCGUUGGCUCAAGAAGUCCAAUUACUUGCCAAAAAGAAGGACAUCCAAUUAGAAUUGGUGGACAAACACCGUCUGAACCUUUUGACGAAUUAUGCAAUUCAUAACAAUAUUGUGCUAGAGACAAAGCCACUACAGUUGCCGGAAAUUAAACACCUUGGUCCUUGCAAUGUGGAAAGUCAAGCUUUUUCUUACGUGGAAUCAUUCUUCGAUGAGUCCCAAGAACGGAGUGAAAACUACUUAUUAAAAGAGGGCAAGCAGUUUCCUCUAGGCCUUUUUCUAGAUGAGGUGGUAGACCCACAUAACAUGGGAGCUAUUAUUAGGAGUGCAUAUUUCUUAGGCGUUGAUUUCAUAGUACUGUCCCGUCGCAACUGCGCACCAUUAUCACCAGCUGUUGCCAAAACAAGUAGUGGUGCUACUGAGCUUCUGCCAAUUUUCAACGUGGACAAACCCUUGGACUUUUUCACAAAAUCUCAAACAGAAGGCGGCUGGACAUUUGUCACCGCAGGUGUAUGCUCGGAUAAUAAAUUCACCAAAAACAAGAAAAUGGCACCCCAAGACUUGCACGGCAUGUUGCAGGAAUUACCAGUGGUGCUCGUGGUCGGAAACGAGGGCACGGGAGUACGUACGAACUUGCAAAUGAGAAGCGAUUUUAUGGUAGAAAUUCCAAAGGGCCGCGAAACGUCUGGUACGUGUUCAGUAGACUCUUUAAACGUUAGUGUGGCCACAGCCGUUUUGCUAAAUUCGUUGCUCAGUUGA